AUGAAUCCCAACCCCCAAUUCCCCAAUGCCCCCGGCAGCGGGGGCAUGGUAGGUGUCAAGCCCGGCAUGCAGCAGCCCAACAAGGAUAGCCAGCAGAGUCAGUCUAUUAUCAUGGGCCAUGUCGCCCAGGUCUUGCAUUCUCAAGGUCCCUUCAGUGGAUGGAAAGCAGAUGUCCACAUCAAGAUUCGUGCGAUGAACGUUUGGCAAAUGAUCACCUCCCUCCGCCUAAUCCAACCUCGUAUUGAUAUUCAAGCCGCCGCCCAGGCCGCCCUCAGUUUCGAACAAAAAGCUGACUACGAACGUGAAUGCAACGAAAAGCUCUCCCACAUUAAAGAUACCCGUCAGAGACAAGCUGCGGUCGCGCUUCAAAGCGGCAUGCAAAAUGGCAUGAUGCCCCAGGCGGGUGGCAUGCAAAAUCCCCUCCAGGCUGGUUUUCCGCAACAGAUGAAUCGAGGCAUGCAGGCGUCCCCAAUACCAGGUCAACAGCAGAUGCCCAUGGGAAUGAACGACCCGAACCAGCAGGCAGCGAUGCAACAGCGCCAACAACAACAAUCGGCCAUGCUGCAACAACAACAACGCGCCCAACAACGUCCUACGAACAGCGGUCCCCUCCACGACGAUCUGAAUACCCUUUCUCCGCAAGACGUUGAGCAUGUCUCUCGCCUGGCGAACCAAAUGUUGGCCAAGACUUCCGCCGAAGACAUGGAGAAGAUCAAGAUGAAUCUUUCCAACAUGAGUGCCGAACAACGAACGUACCUGGCUCGCAAGAACAUGGACCCGAUGACAUAUUUCUUCCGCUCACAAGCUCUGAAUCAACUGCGCCGACACCGCCGAGCGCGCAUGGAAAUGGGUCGUCCGAAUAACGCUGGCGUGGAUUCCAACGGCGCCAUUAUGGGAGAUCCCAUGAUGAAUCAACGUCAAAUGCUGCAAAAUAUGAUGAACCUCCAGCGCAACUCAGGCUUUUCCGGGAGCCCUAGUCAAGGCCUGGACUCAAACUCUUUCAUCGGAAACGUGGAAAACAUCCAAGGUCAGCAGGCAGAUGGUCUGCGCUCACAGGAAGCUGGGCAACUGGUGGUCCCUGCAAGCUCAUCACAGAUGAAUCAAACACCUUUCCCCAACCAACAGCAACCAAAUAUGUUUCCGCAGCAGAUGGGCCAAAAUGGCCAGAACAUGAAUCCACAGCUAUUUGGCCAGCAACAUUUUCCAAACGGAUCCAAUGGCCAAGACCGGAUGCAAUUCCAAGCUCAGCAGUCGCAAGCUCAGGCUCAAGCCCAAGCACGGGCGCAAGCAGCGGCCGCCCAGAAAGCUCAGCUUGCUCUAUCCGGCCACGGUGGACAGGCAAACCCCCAGAUGUCCCAGUCUAGCCCGGUCAUGCCGAUGUUGAAUCAACCGAUGGCUCCUGGUCAGAUGUCUCCUGCUCAGGUGCCUGGCCAACCUCGACCUCCCUCCCGUCCACCAAAUGCGGGCCAGCCCAACAUGCAAGGUCGACCGCAGAUUCCCCCCAACCUGCCGCAGGCGGUCCAGGAGCAACUUGCCCAAAUGACCAAUGAGCAGCUUCAAGCAUUCGUUCUCACUCAACGCCGCAACGCAAUGGCAAACAACAUGGCUCGCAAUGGUGGUCAGCAACCUGGCCCUCUUCAGCAGACAGCAUCGCAACCCGGCCAAGGUCAGGCGAUGUUCAAUGGCCAGAUGGCCGGCAAUGGUCGAAUGAGAAAUUCGAUGAGUAUGCCACAAGGCAUGAAUCCUGCUGGGUCAGCUCCGCCUCAGCAGAUUCCAGGUCAGGCUCUGACCCCCCAACAACGUGUGCAGCAACAGCAACGCCAGCAAGAUCUCUACAAACUUCAACUCUUGCAUCAGCAGAACAUUGGCCUGGAAAUGACUCCUGACCAGGUCAAGGAGAUGGAUCGUGCGGCCUUUCCACCCAAUAUCAUCAAUAACCAAAACCACAACCCUUCCCAGGUACCCAAACACAUCAAAACUUGGGGCCAACUUAAGCAGUGGGCCAAUACCAACCCACAGGCAUCAAACGGUGUCGAUCUGACCAAGCUUAUGAUGUUGCAAAAACUCCACUUUGGACAGAUUUUAGCUAACAGGGCCGGGGCUUCGAAUAACCAGGGCCAGGGCAUCUUAUCACAGCACCCGCAAGGACAGCCAGGUCAAAUGCCAAAUGUACAAAACCUUCCCAACGGACAACCUCAGCCUCAGAUGCCUCAGAUGCGGCCACUCACCCCCCAGGAUAUCCACAUGGCUCGUCAGAAGAUGGGUCAAAAUUCCAACAAUCUCUCUGAUGACCAGAUUCGUGAGCUCCUCCAGCACCGCCAGAGGCAGAUCAUUCUGCAGGCUGCACGUGCCCGUCAACAAGAAAUGAAUGUGAAUGCAGCGAAAAUGCCACCUGGGCAGCAUAACCAGCCUAUGCCGCAGCCUCCUGUCUCCGUACCUCAGACUGCUGGCCAAGUGAACCCACCCACAGGUCCGCAAUCAUUGGCAAUCACCGACCAGCAGCAAUUGAAUACUAAACUUCAAGCUGGAGGACCGGCAAAGAAUGCCAAGGCUGCAGCCGGCAAACAGAACCAGAAGAGCAAGGUCAAAAUGGAAGAUACUGGAGAAGCUCAAGCCUCAGUUACAUCUCAACAGCCCCAUCAAGGUGCUCCCCCUGCAGCUGCUCCCCCUGCCGCUCGGUCGGGUGUUCCAUUCUCCCACGAUCAGCUUAAUUCGAUGACCCCCCAGCAGCGAAUGCAGGUCGAAAGUCAUAUGCGUAAGCAACAGCAGCCCUUCCUUCGUGGUCCGAUAAUCAGUCGAGCUGCAGCGGAUGAGAACUGGAAGAACAAUCUCAAGCCUGAGAUCAUGAGCGUUUAUAUGGAUAUUGCCAAGAGCGCCCCGCCUACUCAACCCAUUGCCAAUUCUCCUGAACAAAAGGCGGUUAUGUCUCAGCUGUUGAUGGACUCCCUGGAUAUCCUUGGGAGGUUGGAUUUUUUGAUGACACACGGUUUUGCUAAGAUGCAGGGCCAGGAGAAGAAUGUCAGAAAUCUUCUUGCUAUGCGGGUUCAAAUCAUGCGACAGUUCAAGAACACACAGGAUUGGGUUCUUAAUGAUAAUUUCACCAUUAGCCACGAUUACUUGACUGGCGCUAUCCUGUUCAUUCGAAAGUUAUUCCAGUUGAUGUUCCUUCGCAUAAACCAGCAACGGUCUAAUGCGAAUGCCCCCGCAUCUGCUGCACAGGCACCGAGCACCACUGCGCUAAACGCGACCAAUCUUGAACAGUUACAAGCACAGCAAGAACAAGCUCUCCAACACGCCCGACGUGCCUCCAGUUCCGGUGCAGCUGUUGCCUCGGCGCCCUUCGGAGCGCCAUCCCCACAGGGUGUGCCGCACGUCUACGGUCCAGGUGGUCUUCCACCAGAGAAGCUGAAACUUCCCCCACCCAAGAAGAGAAAACAGUCUCACGCUGGCGCCCCCAGUGCCUCGCCUGUGCAAGCUAACUCUGCCUCUGUGGCCGCGGCUACCUACCAAGCCGCCGUGGCGAACGCCAAAACAAAGGCCGCCGCUUUGGCUGGCGCAUUCAAGUGCAGCGUCGUCGAGUGCCAACACCAUUUCCAGGGCCUACCAACCCAAGCAGCUCUGGACAAGCACGUCGAAGAAAACCAUCAACCCGAGGAAGAGGAGGUUAUCGGCGAUCCUAUGCAGUUCUACCUUGACAGUGUUUCCAUUGGCCUGGGGUUGACUGCCGACGGCCAGCAGCCCAAGCAAUCCAUUGAAUCUGCUCCUCCUGUCAACACUAGCAACAAACUCAGUGCAAUGGCCUCGCCCGCCAAGCAGGGCUUGCCCACACCUGUGACUGCUAGCACAACACCCAUGGCUCGCGUGACUAGCCAACUCGGAGCCAAGACUGCGUCUCCUGCGAUAUCUGCGCAGCAGCUUACUCCCCUCCAAGCAGCGAACAAAAUUGGAAAGCCUUCCCCUGGAAAGCAACCCGGCAAGCGUACUUUGGACGAUCUCGAGGGCGAGGACCCUUGGGCAGAUGCCCCGAUGAACCUUGAAAAGAUUCAUGAUACCUUCGCGCCCGUUCUCGCAGACUGCCGACGCAAGGGUCUAGGCUACGAUCCCUUCGAUGAAUUCCUGAAUACCGAAAUGUUCUCCCUCGACCAAUCUGAUGAUACUCCCGACUCUCGUGACACUGCUCUAGCAACCCUCACCCCCAAGGAUGAGCACAAAGAUUGUAAUGGGGUUGUUUGGUAUGAUUUCAUGCCCUGGGACGAAGAUUCCAUCCAAGCCACCAAAGACUGGAUGAAGUUGCCCUCUUCCUCCGAGUUCUCCAACGGUGUUCGCUUCCCCACUGGACCGGAUGCUUUGCAAUUCGACUGGAAUAACGACGACCAACCUCAAAAGGACAUGAACAUGGAGAACGGCACUAUCGCCAUUGCUGCUCUGUAA
Molecule: messenger RNA, 4431 nt
Organism: Penicillium longicatenatum
Lineage: Eukaryota; Fungi; Ascomycota; Eurotiomycetes; Eurotiales; Aspergillaceae
Exons: 3
Coding region: 1-4431 (1476 amino acids)
Biological process (GO): regulation of transcription by RNA polymerase II
Cellular component (GO): mediator complex
Molecular function (GO): transcription coregulator activity
Source: RefSeq, a predicted model, not a curated record